CCCAUGUCUGAUACCUGUUCCCAUACUUGUUCGAGAAGCAGAAGCUUUCUUGACUUCUUUGCCAACAACCUGGCCCGAGUCCACAAUUACCACAAACCUGUGUCUAUAACAGACAUCAGUCAAUCAUCAUCACCAUCAUCAUCACCGCAUAGGCAAAGCCGGCGACUACUGCAAGCCCGUUUCACACCGCGGAUCAUCUCACCCACACCCGCACGCCAUACCCAUAUCCUAGAUUCCUUACCCAUACCACAAUUACAACCCUCCCCGUCCAUCCCAUACAACCCAUACAACCCAUCCAAUCCCAUAUUCCAGACUCCCAAUAACAUCACAUCAUUCAUUAUCCAGGCCAGGCACCCAGCCACGCCCGGCCAGGAUCUCUCUAAUCCUAUCUAUCUCUCCAGGCACACGCCAAAUGAGCAACCGGUAACCGCUGCCGGGAUCGUCGAGAAGCAAUCCUUUUGCAUGCUGCUCAUCAUCAUUCAUUGUCGUCAGCGUCAUCCUCUCUUUACACCCACUCAUGUAGUCGGAUCUUCUCUUUGUCAACGUCACAGCCGCCGGCCUCCACUGCUGGUUGGCACAUCUAAUUACAAACGGUCCAGGUACAAAGUGUCGGCAUAUCGGGCUGGCUCCCUGCUACUAUUAUAUGCCUUCAAUUCUGUAUUCAAGAGUGCAUUCGUGAGAUCAUUAGACUGUUAACUGGCUACAUUCAACUCUACAAUACCUGGCUUGCAAGGCCUUCAUACUCUCAACCGGCUACAACAUACUCUAGAACAGACAUGUAGAUUUAGAAAAUAAAAGUAUCUACAA
Molecule: messenger RNA, 807 nt
Organism: Aaosphaeria arxii CBS 175.79
Lineage: Eukaryota; Fungi; Ascomycota; Dothideomycetes; Pleosporales
Exons: 1
Coding region: 4-696 (230 amino acids)
Source: RefSeq, a predicted model, not a curated record